This is a messenger RNA of Ceratitis capitata (Mediterranean fruit fly), 2002 nucleotides long. RefSeq names its product BTB/POZ domain-containing protein 17 (gene Tango10). NCBI's taxonomy places the organism in Eukaryota, Metazoa, Arthropoda, Insecta, Diptera, Tephritidae. The record is from RefSeq and is a predicted model, not a curated record. The transcript has 6 exons. Bases 226 to 1764 code for a protein of 512 amino acids. Gene Ontology annotation, molecular function: protein binding.
CUCAUUUCCUUAUUCACAAUUUCUGUGUAUUGGACGAGAAACAGUAAAUUUUUAUUACAAAAUUGGUUAAAUGGAAUAAAAUUGAUUUAUAUAUAGGAAAUAGCAUACUAUCGCAAUAUAAAAUACAAUCAAAAGUUGCGUGGUGCCUUUGCGAGCUUUUUAAAAAGAUUUUCUAUAUUUCUGAAUGCGAUUGUGGCAAUAUAAUAAUCUCGAUUUGCCUUCAACAUGAUGGACGAUUCCUUGGAUUUUGGAGGCGGUGGUGAUAAGAAUAACACAGACGACAAAAUAAACAACAAAAAUAUUAAAAUGGAGGACAACGAAGAGCAAAGUCAGGAUUCCAGCCUGAUGAAUAACUCGCAAAGUGUCUUAGAGAAGAUUGCCAACUUGUAUGCCGAACAGUUAAUGUCUGAUAUAAUUUUGGUAGUGGGAAAUGAACAGUAUCCAGCUCAUCGUGUAAUACUCUGUGCCAGUAGCGAGGUAUUUCAGGUAAUGCUUAUGAAUCCGGAAUGGAAUGAAUGUCGUAAGCAUGUUAUCGAACUGGUUGAAGAGCCCUGUUGUACGGCUGUCUUCCCACAAUUUCUUAAAUAUUUAUAUGUGGGACAAAUAAAAAUUUCGCUGCAAACUGUAAUGCCAAUGCUUGCUCUAGCAGACAAAUACAACGUUAGGGAUCUCGUCGAGUUGUGCGUUGACUAUAUGAUGAAGCACAUCGCCAAAGCCGCUACUCAAGGCUACCUUGUGUCCUGGCUACAGUAUACAAUUGCUUUUAGUCCCUACCAUAAAGAACUCACCGAAACAUUGAAACGUUUUUUAAAAUGGAAUUUGGAAAUGGUGAGCGAAUCAAAAGACUUUGUAGAAUUAGAUGCUGCAAUCAUGGUGGUACUACUACAACAAAAUGACAUAGUGGUAACCAGUGAAUAUCAAUUGUUUGGUAUAUUGCAACGUUGGCUACUGCAUCGUAAAGAAGUGUAUGACAAUGACGACACACUUACAGUGGAAGAAAAAAAUAAUUCAUUCUUACAAUUGGUUGAACAAACCGUUGUGCAUAUACGAUUUGCCAUGAUGACGCCGCGUGAACUGGCGCAUUUACUACUCUUCCCAUUACUUGAGUAUCACAAGGAAUAUAUUGUGCAACGCAUGGCCAUAGGCAUGAGUUAUCAAUCUGGUCAAGAGGAUCGUGUGCGUGAAGUGCGUUAUUCACCUGAGGGCAUGCUGCAAUUCACACCGCGUCUCUACUCCAACGAUACAUGGAGUGUUAGUAUACAUGUGAAGGAGUUUGAUCAAAUCGAAAAGUACACAAACUAUGUGACGUGCUUUUUUUCACAGCGAAAUAUAGCCGAAACGGAAGAUGAUCAUACAAUUACAUGGGAAAUUGAAUUCUUUCCACGUGGCGUGAAAUAUAAUAAAGCGAAAAUCAUUUGGGGUGAAGAUGUGCCAGAGUUUUCAUUGAAAACUGUGCGUUUGCGCGUCACUUGCAAGUAUCCACAGCUAGAUGAAGAGCGUUUUAAGGUUGCUGUACUCAUCACUGGUGUACAAAAUAAAAUCGAUCAUAUUCUCACUGUACACGAACGUACCGAAUAUUUUUCGAAUAAAGUGCGUGUCCUAAAUGUGGACAAUCUUAUACCCUACGAUGAAUUGGCGUUAUCUUCCAUUAAAUUGAGUCCUCAUCUCAUCGGAGCUGAGCGUAAUAAUUUGUCAAUACAAGUGAUUAUAGCACCGAUGGGCCCAUAUACGUGUCGUGAUGCGCCACCAUUUGAUUUUAAGUGAAAAGGCAAUGCACUUUAGUUUGUAAGAUUGUAUACAUAAUAUGCGGUAGGUGUGAAUAUGUAUAUUGAAAACCACUUAAGUUAGUUUAACAUAAUUAAAUUGGAAUUAUUUUAAGUGUAUAAUUACGAAGAAAUUUCUCGUGUUUUAUUUGUUUCGAUAUAAAAUCAUUAAUAGAUUUUAAUUAAUACUGUUUUUGCAUGAGAUAUGGUAUAUUGCAAUAAAAUUAAAACAAAAAACA